Molecule: messenger RNA, 1902 nt
Organism: Saccharomyces kudriavzevii IFO 1802
Lineage: Eukaryota; Fungi; Ascomycota; Saccharomycetes; Saccharomycetales; Saccharomycetaceae
Gene: NHX1
Product: bifunctional K:H/Na:H antiporter NHX1
Exons: 1
Coding region: 1-1902 (633 amino acids)
Biological process (GO): proton transmembrane transport; vacuolar acidification; sodium ion transport
Cellular component (GO): fungal-type vacuole membrane; late endosome; early endosome
Molecular function (GO): sodium:proton antiporter activity
Source: RefSeq, a predicted model, not a curated record
AUGUUAUCCAAGGUGCUGUUAAAUAUAGCCUUUAGGGUACUGCUGACCACUGCCAAGAGGGCCGUCGAUUCUGAUGAUGAUGAUGAACUUCUGCCUUCCCCAGAUCUCCCGGAUAGUGACGAUCCCAUAACAGGUGAUCCUGACGUAGACCUAAACCCUGUUACUGAAGAAAUGUUCUCUUCAUGGGCGUUGUUCAUCAUGUUGCUCUUAUUAAUUUCUGCAUUAUGGUCUGGUUAUUACUUGACUCAAAAACGCAUAAGAGCAGUGCAUGAAACCGUGCUUUCUAUCUUUUACGGUAUGGUCAUCGGCUUGAUAAUAAGAAUGUCUCCCGGCCAUUAUAUCCAAGAUACCGUCACAUUUAAUUCAUCCUAUUUCUUCAAUGUUCUGUUGCCGCCCAUUAUUUUGAAUAGCGGGUAUGAACUGAAUCAAGUCAACUUUUUCAAUAAUAUGGUAUCUAUCUUGAUUUUUGCCAUACCGGGCACCUUCAUAUCUGCUGUGGUAAUAGGUAUCAUAUUGUAUAUUUGGACUUUCUUGGGAUUGGAAAGUAUCGACAUCUCAUUUGCAGAUGCAAUGUCUGUCGGUGCUACUUUGUCAGCUACGGAUCCCGUCACUAUUCUUUCGAUAUUCAAUGCCUAUAAAGUGGACCCUAAACUAUACACAAUUAUUUUUGGGGAGUCAUUGUUAAAUGAUGCUAUUUCUAUUGUUAUGUUUGAGACUUGCCAAAAAUUCCACGGUCAACCUGCAACAUUUUCUUCGGUUUUUGAAGGGGCAGGCCUCUUUUUGAUGACUUUUUCCGUUUCAUUGCUGAUCGGUGUUCUUAUAGGAAUACUCGUUGCUCUUCUGUUGAAGCAUACUCACAUAAGGCGCUAUCCUCAAAUUGAGAGUUGUUUAAUUCUAUUAAUUGCCUAUGAAUCCUAUUUCUUUUCCAACGGUUGUCACAUGUCUGGUAUCGUUUCCUUAUUAUUUUGCGGGAUUACUUUAAAACAUUACGCCUACUACAACAUGUCAAGAAGAUCACAAAUUACCAUUAAGUAUAUUUUCCAACUGUUAGCAAGAUUAUCAGAGAAUUUCAUCUUCAUUUAUCUAGGUCUGGAGCUUUUUACUGAAGUGGAACUAGUCUAUAAGCCAAUGCUAAUCAUUGUGGCUGCUAUUUCUAUAUGUGUAGCUCGUUGGUGUGCCGUUUUUCCGUUAUCCCACUUCAUUAAUUGGAUAUAUAAGGUGAAGACAAUCAGAUCAAUGAGUGGAAUCACCGGAGAAAAUAUUUCUGUUCCCGAUGAAAUACCUUACAAUUAUCAGAUGAUGACAUUUUGGGCAGGAUUGCGUGGGGCAGUUGGUGUUGCUUUGGCCUUGGGUAUUCAAGGUGAGUAUAAAUUCACUUUGUUAGCAACAGUUCUCGUUGUUGUUGUCUUAACAGUUAUCAUUUUUGGGGGUACCACUGCAGGAAUGUUGGAAGUUUUAAACAUCAAGACUGGCUGUAUAAGUGAAGAAGAUACAUCCGAUGACGAAUUUGAUAUAGAGGCCCCAAGGGCAAUUAAUUUUAUGAGUAGUGGUCCUAUGCAGACAGAUUUGGGGCCGUAUUCUGAUACCAAUUCACCAGAUAUCUCAAUCGACCAAUUAGCAGUCAACAAUAACAAGAAUAUUCCUCAACAUUCAUCCUUGAUGGUUGACAAUACCCUAGGAGUUCUGGACGAAACUGAAAACACCAGCCCUAAUCCAGGAAGAUCCUCAAUCGAUAAGCGUAAUUUGAGGGAUAAGCUGGGCACAAUCUUCAAUUCUGACUCACAAUGGUUCCAGAAUUUUGAUGAACAAGUAUUAAAGCCCGUGUUUUUGGAUAAUGUGUCGCCGUCCGUGCAAGAUUCAGUCACUGCAUCACCUUCUGAUUUCUCUUCACAAAACCACUAG